AUGUACAAAUGCUUAAGCACAGACCCUGAGUCUCAGGAAAUAUCUUUCACAAACAGCAGCACAAUAACAGAAUUCAUUUUGCUUGGACUGACGGAUCGUCCAGAACUCCAGCCAUUCCUCUUCAUGCUGUUUCUUGCUGUUUACUUUGUCACCAUCUUAGGCAAUCUGGGUAUGAUAGUGUUAAUCAGACUGGAUUCUCACCUUCAUACACCUAUGUACUUCUUCCUCACCAACUUGGCUUUUGUGGACUUGUGCUACACGUCUAAUGCAACCCCACAAAUGUUGACUAAUUUCUUAUCAGAAAAGAAGUCCAUUUCCUUUGUUGGCUGCUUUACACAGUGUUACAUUUUCAUUGCACUUCUCCUCACAGAGUUUUAUAUGUUGGCAGCAAUGGCCUAUGACCACUACAUGGCCAUAUGUGACCCUCUGUGCUACAGUGUGAAAAUGUCCUGGCUAGUCUGCAUUUGCCUGGCCACAUUUCCUUAUGUCUAUGGCUUCUCAGAUGGGCUUUUCCAAGCCAUCCUGACCUUCCGCUUGACCUUUUGUAGAUCCAAUGUCAUCAACCACUUCUACUGUGCUGACCCACCACUCAUUAAGCUUUCAUGCUCUGAUACUUACGUCAAAGAACACGCCAUGCUCAUAUCAGCUGGCUUCAACCUCUCCAACUCCCUUACCAUCAUCCUUGUGUCUUAUACCUUCAUUAUUGCAACCAUCCUCCGGAUCAAAUCAGCAGAGGGAAGAUGCAAAGCAUUCUCCACUUGUGGUUCCCACAUGAUGGCUGUGACUUUGUUUUAUGGGACUCUCUUCUGCAUGUAUGUAAGACCACCCACCAAUAAGACUGUUGAGGAAUCCAAAAUAAUGGCUGUCUUCUACACCUUUGUAAAUCCAGUGCUUAAUCCAUUGAUCUAUAGUCUGCGGAACAAAGGUGUAAAGCAGGCUUUAAAGAAUGUGCUCAGACAAAAUAUGGUCAGGACAAUGUCAGUGCCUCCACUUUCAUAA
This is a messenger RNA of Castor canadensis (American beaver), 999 nucleotides long. Its product is annotated as olfactory receptor 5M11. Gene Ontology annotation, biological process: G protein-coupled receptor signaling pathway. Gene Ontology annotation, molecular function: G protein-coupled receptor activity; olfactory receptor activity. Gene Ontology annotation, cellular component: membrane. NCBI's taxonomy places the organism in Eukaryota, Metazoa, Chordata, Mammalia, Rodentia, Castoridae. The record is from RefSeq and is a predicted model, not a curated record.